Molecule: messenger RNA, 3473 nt
Organism: Gymnodraco acuticeps
Lineage: Eukaryota; Metazoa; Chordata; Actinopteri; Perciformes; Bathydraconidae
Gene: zbtb26
Product: zinc finger and BTB domain containing 26
Exons: 3
Coding region: 149-1402 (417 amino acids)
Biological process (GO): regulation of transcription by RNA polymerase II
Molecular function (GO): DNA-binding transcription factor activity, RNA polymerase II-specific; protein binding; RNA polymerase II cis-regulatory region sequence-specific DNA binding
Source: RefSeq, a predicted model, not a curated record
CUUUAAGUGGGUUUUACAUCCGGAGCAACAUCUUCAUAUCCCGGAUACAAGAGAGCCAGAGUGCUGCCGAAGACAACCCACCUUUAACGCUUUGGUUUAUAACGGAUAAACAGGUGCAUCGUGUGUUGCUUCUGGCUCUCGGUUCACGAUGUCUCAGAACCAGGUGAUCCUGCAGUUCCGCUUCGCCACAUUCGGCGACUCGAUGCUGCAGAAGAUGAACCUCCUGAGACACCAGAGGCGAUUCUGUGAUGUCACGGUUCGCAUCAACCAGCUGGAGGUCCCCGGUCACAAAGUGGUGUUCGCCGCCGGAUCCUCUUUCCUGAGGGACCAGUUCAUCCUGCAGCAGGACUCCAGGGAGGUGCAGAUCUCCAUGAUCCAGGAGGCGGAGGUGGGCCGGCAGCUGCUGCUCUCCUGCUACACGGGACAGCUGGAGUUUCCCGAGCUGGAGCUGGUGCAUUAUCUGACCGUCGCCAGCUUCCUGCAGAUGGGCCACAUUGUGGAGCAGUGCACUGAGGCUCUCAGUAAGUUUAUCAAACCUGCACGCAAGCUAGAAGUGGAGGUGAGAAGAGAGAAGGAAGAGGGGUUGUCCAAGAGAGAGCAGGAGGUUCGGACUGUCCACCAGAAUAAGCAGGACGACGAGGAAGAUGAUCGUGAUAGUGAUGAUGAUGAUGUGAUUAUACAGCCUAAUUCCCCUCCUCAGAUCCUAAGCAGGUGUCCAAAGCAGCAGGCUGACGUUGAUAUCGCAAUCGUUAAAGUGGAAUCGGUGUCUGACGAAGUAGAAAACUCCUCCGUCGCUCACUUCCCCAGGAGCCCACCUCCCGCCCUGCACUCCCCCGAGCCCCAGCACUCGCUCAUCAACUCCACCGUGGACAGUCGUUGUAGCGAAACUGCGGCGCCCCCCGGGGUGUCGGGAUACCCCCUCAGUCCUCUGAGCCCCCCGCCUCCAUCACCUCCUGCUGAGAAGCACAGCGUCCACCAGAGGAACUACGACAAACCCCUACAGUGGUACCACCAGUGCCCCAAAUGCUCCAGGGUUUUCCGGCAGCUGGAGAACUACGCCAACCACCUGAAGAUGCACAAGCUGUUCAUGUGCCUGCUAUGCGGGAAGACCUUCACGCAGAAAGGGAACUUGCACCGACACAUGAGGGUUCACGCCGGCAUCAAGCCCUUCCAGUGUAAGAUCUGCGGGAAGACCUUCACGCAGAAGUGUUCGCUGCUGGAUCAUCUGAACCUGCACAGCGGGGACAAGCCGCACCGAUGCAACUACUGCGACAUGGUGUUCGCUCACAAGCCUGUUCUCCGUAAACACCUGAAACAGAUCCACGGGAAGAACAGCUUCGACAACGCCAACGAACGCAACCUGCAGGACGGGGGGAUUGACUUUGAUUUUGGGCAAAUAUGACAUUUUUGUUGAAUGCCUUCAGUCAUUUACACGUAGACUUUCCCACUGGUGGAAUAUUAUCAAUCUAAAUAACAGUCCUGAGAAACUCACAGCUGGAUGAUACAAACGAGAAGAUAAGAUGCUCCUCAGAUGUUUCCAUUUCCUGAGUUGGGAAGACUUUAUUCAAACUUCCAUGUGAAGAGAUGUCCAUGUGCAUCGUUGCUUUCAAGCAGAUGAGCUGUAUGUUAUUGCUCUGCGCUUUAAGACUUUAAGAACAUAUUCAUCUGUUGCCGGUUCUCCGUAAACACUUCAAACAGAUCCACAGGAAGAACAGCUUCGACAAAGCGAACGAACGCAACCUUGACUUUCAUUUUGGGCAAAUAUGAAAUAUGGGCAAACAACUCUGGAUUCAGCUUUUAAUGCUUUUUACAACUUGCAGACCCUAAUGAUUUUAAAUAAGGGCUAUAAAAGUGAUCGUGCUGUGUAAUUUAUUUAGCUACAAAGAAAUGAUUUACAGAUGUCUAUAAGUCAAUGGUAAAAAGUAUUUGUCACGGAAGCUGUAGUACAACCGUUUGGCCACUACCACCAUUCAUAAAAAUGUGUCAACUUUUUUUGGCAGUUUUGUUUAAGGCAGGGGGGUCAAACUCAAUUUCAUGGUGGGCCACAUUCGCAUUAAAGGUUGCACUCAACAGGCCGGUUGUAACUAUAUAAAUAUAUAAUAUAUAAAAGAAUGUAUUAUAUUACAUUAUUGCCUCUGAAUUGGAUUAUUAUCGGAUAGGAACAUAGUAAUAGUCUGAAAGCAGAAGUCCAGGGCAAAUAAUUGCAAGUCUCUGCGCAUGUCACAAAACGAGAUGCAUUGUGGGACAUGUAGUUUAUGGGCAACCUGCUUCUGUAAAUCGGCAUGUAACCGUAUAAUAAACUUAUUAUAUUCUUUGCAAGGUCUUGCGGGGCCACAGAAAAUGAAGUUGCGGGCCGGAUUUGGCCCCCGGGCCUUGAGUUUGAGACCCCUGGUUUAAGGCUUUCAGUCAUUGAAACGCAGACGUUCCCACAGUUGGAAUAUUAUCGCUUAUUGAGCAGUCCUGAGAAAUACACAGCUGGAGGCUCCGUACAGUCUGUUACUUUUGUGUGAGAAACCAAGAUUAACAUUUAAAUUUAGAACGGUCCUCAACCAAGUCCAAUGGUGCAUUCAACUGCUCCUGGGUCGUUUCCAUUUCCUGAGUUGAGAAGCCAUCUUUAUUCCCACUUCCAUGUGAAGAGAUGUUAAUGUGCUUACCAACAUGGAUGCGUUGUAUGUUAUUACUCAGUGCGCUUAAAUAAUACAUUGAUAUCUGUUUCCAAGAGCGGACAUUUUUCAAGACAGGAAUUCAUUUUUCUGAUUAUUCCAACAUCACAUGAAUGCAACGCAAAUCUCUGGCUUUAAAGAGGCAUGAUUCGCAUAAUAGGGCCCCUUUAACAAAAUAAUGUCAUGAUUUGGAACUUCUCCAAAAUGAAAUGGGUUCUUCCUUGGCUUAUGUUACACCCAUCUACCAAGUUUCAUGAUAAUCAGGCUUUUCGUUUUUCUGGGGAAAGAUGGCGGCUGUUUUUGCAAAGUGUCACCCUCCUCUUGGUUCAACUUGAGAAUGUAAGCAUGAAAAAGUGUUCCUGGUCUACAUUUCACUGUAUCUUCCUCUUCGUGGACUGUUUUAUAAUACAUUGUAGAUGCCUUCAUAUCGUACUUGAAAGAUUAGCACUGAAACACAACAUAUUGACUGUACUUCACGAGUUUUAUUGAUGAAUUAACACGUCUUUGUGUCGUCCAAUGAAAAAUAUAUCCAUGUGUAUACAGUCUACUGUAGCCUUUCUCUCUUAGCUGUGUAAAUACAUUUAACUAAAAUAAACUUGAAAGGGCGGGUAGAAAAACACAUUUUAUUGAAGGCAAGCUACGCCGGUGACAAACGGGAUGCCAAAGUGUCUAUGUGAACUGAAUCGGUUCUUUUAUACAGUCUUUAUAUAUCAACAGUAUGAGGUACGAUUAGACCAAAGUGACAUUGUAUCUGUCCUGUGAUCAUGGGAGUCAAUGUGUGUUAUAAAAUAAAAACAGAUUCUUAAUUAA